Molecule: messenger RNA, 2199 nt
Organism: Dreissena polymorpha
Lineage: Eukaryota; Metazoa; Mollusca; Bivalvia; Myida; Dreissenidae
Exons: 4
Coding region: 875-2032 (385 amino acids)
Molecular function (GO): oxidoreductase activity, acting on metal ions
Source: RefSeq, a predicted model, not a curated record
UCUGAACACUGAUAGGUUGAUAAUAAAAUGGAGAAUAAUUUAUUGACAGCUAGCAUCAUGUCAAAGCCAAAGAGAUAACGUUGUCGAGAGUGGCACGUACAAUGACGUAAAACUGUUUAUGUAUGAUGUUGGGCAUUUCUGAUUAUUGUUUGUCGCAUUUGAAAUGUUGUUUGUUUGUGACAAUCCGUCUAUCUCACACACGUCUAACGGUAAGCACCUAUCCACAAACACCGCCUGCAUGAUUUAAUUUGUUGUAACAAAAAGCAAACAACAAUCGGACAAGAGCUUGCAAACGCUUUUAAAAAUAUAAGCGCCGGAUUACCUUAAUUAAGCGUCGCGUCCUUUAUAUCCUGUACUCAGACGCAAUCAACCGAACUCGAUGCAAUACUAAGGUGUGAAUAUCCUUUCAAAUUAAACGCUUUUCCAUUAUAAAACAAAACGGAAUGCGGUGAAACUUCUUUAAAUAAGAAGACUAAGUCGUUAGCAUAGGGUCACGCAGCAGGGUGUAAUACAUCCGUUUCAAUCCAUCAAAAGGGUGUUAACAUUAUAAUCGUUACGAAACUCAUUCCCACAUAAGAAGCGAUUACAGCAACAUUAAAAACAUAGGAAAACAACCAUAUGCACUUACUUUUGUUGUACUUAAUCAACAUUAAAUUGAUAAAGAAACGGGUGUGAGUGAAACGAAUUUAAACAUUACAUUUUUAUUUUAUUUUAAUACUACGUACUUUUUCUGUUAUUGAUUACGUCACGACUCUUCUACUAGCAUUACAGUGUACAUUGAAUUGAUAAAGCAAGGUGUGUCAGUGAAACGAUUUGGAAUGUAAAUUCCUUGGAUUAGUUUUUACCUUUUAAUGCUACGUGCAUAUUGUCGGUUAUGGAUCACGUACAGACAUUUCUACUGGUACUACAUUGUAUUGCGGUUGUUGUGUUCGGAGCCAGUACAGGAGCCCGCCAGUCUGCCUGUGUCGACAUGUACCCGCAACACGGCAGCACGUCCCAGACCGGACCACCUCCAGGCGCCAUCAAGCUGUCAGCAGACACAUUCAGCUGUUCAACAAACAUAUCAGUGAUAUUGCAGUGGUUCGCAGAGCAGGGCUUCAAGGGUUUCCUAUGUCAGGCCCGACUUGACCCAAAGGUCUUCGCGACGGUUGGACGCCUGAGUGCCCGGGGAGCCGUCCUUUUGACCAACAAAUGUGGUCAGGAGGCUUCACUUACCCAGAGAAAUGCCGAUUUGAAGAAAUCCGUGGAGUUUGUUUGGACUGCACCUAGCUUCAUAGCAGAUCACAACACAUCCAUCUUCAUAGUAUGUACAGUCGUUCAAGAUAUGCACACAUUUUGGUUAAAUGUAACGUCUGCACGGAUACAGUACUCCGGGAGCUGUCAGGAUGGAACAUCAGACCCCUCAGUAGCCACACCGACUGCACUAACUUCCGGUACCUCAGUAGCCACACCGACGGCACUAACUUCCGGUACCACAGUAGCCACACCGACUGCACUAACUUCCGGUACAUCAGUAGCCACACCGACUGCUCUUACUUCCGGAACCUCAGUAGCCACAACGACAGCACUAACUUCCGGUACCUCAGUAGCCACAACGACAGCACUAACUUCCGGUACCUCAGUAGCCACAAGGACUGCACUAACUUCCGGUACCUCAGUAGCCACAACGACUGCACUAACUUCCGGUACCUCAGUAGCCUCACCGACUGCACUAACUUCCGGUACCUCAGUAGCCACAACGACAGCACUAACUUCCGGUACCUCAGUAGCCACAACGACUGCACUAACUUCCAGUACCUCAGUAGCCACAACAACUGCACAAACUUCCGGUACCUCAGUAGCCACACCGACUUCACUAACUUCCGGUACCUCUGUGAACAGCAGCAGCUUAAGCAGCACCCGGUGUCCAGGCAACCUGGAAGAAUGUAAUAUCACGCCGGGGGUCGUGUUUAGCGGUGCGGCGGUUGGGAUCGCAUGCGUCGCAUAUUAUACAUGUAUCAUUAACGUGUUGAUACUCUUUUAUCAAAGAUAGUAUUAUACAGCACGCUUCAUAUUAACCGAUAAUUUGCUUCUAUAUUAUAUAUUGAAUAUACAGUUUGAAUAUAAAAUUGUUAAAUUAUUUAAACUAUAUUUUGUUAAGUGUGUGAAUGAUUAUUUUUAUUUUGUUUGACGCUAUAAUAAAAUGUUUUAUACUGCUGU